AUAUUAAUAUUAAUAAUGGCUCUUCAGCUGCUGCCGUGGCUGCUGCUUUUAUGGACUGUGGUGGAGUUGUUUGAAACCGAUAAUAAGGAUAAGGAUAUUAAUAAUAAUGAUUAUAAUGUUCGUCAUGGUAACGGGAGAGUCGGGGGUGUCGGUAUCCGCGUGCCCCUUCGCAACGGUAUCCAGGAUGUGGAAUUCGGGGCUCCGCCGCGCGCCAGGGCCCCCAGGUCGGCUCGAGACGCGGACAGCUUUCUGCAAAACAUCAAUUUUGUGGAGAUGAUUGACAACUUGCGGGGGAAGUCGGGUCAGGGCUACUACGUGGAAAUGACGGUGGGGUCUCCCCCGCAAAAGCUCAAUAUCCUGGUGGACACGGGGAGCAGUAACUUCGCGGUGGGCGCCGCGCCGCACCCUUUCCUCAGGAGGUUCUAUCACCGGGAGCUCUCCAGCACGUACCGGGACCUGCGCAGGAGCGUCUAUGUCCCGUACACACAGGGGAAAUGGGAGGGACAGCUCGGCACCGACCUCGUCUCCAUCCCUCACGGGCCCAGCGUCGCAGUGCGAGCCAACAUCGCCGCCAUCACGCAGUCAGACAAGUUCUUCAUCAACGGAUCCAACUGGGAGGGCAUUCUGGGGCUAGCGUACGCCGAGAUAGCCAGGCCUGACGAGACUCUGGAGCCCUUCUUCGACUCCUUGGUGAAGCAGACCCGCGUCCCAAACCUCUUCUCUCUGCAGCUCUGCGGAGCCAGCCUCCCCUUCAACGAGUCUGAGACCACCGCGUCUGUGGGGGGCAGCAUGAUCAUUGGCGGCACUGACCCCUCCCUCCACAUCGGCAGCAUCUGGUACACACCAAUCAGGAAGGAGUGGUACUAUGAGGUUAUCAUCGUAAAGAUUGAGAUCAACGGACAGGACCUGAAGAUGGACUGCAAAGAGUAUAACUAUGACAAGAGCAUCGUCGAUAGCGGCACCACAAACCUGCGUCUGCCCAGGAAGGUGUUCCAGUCUGCCGUCAAGGCCAUCAAAGCUGCUUCCUCUACAGAGAAGUUCCCGGAUGGUUUCUGGCUGGGGGAGCAGCUGGUCUGCUGGCAGGUUGGCACCACGCCCUGGCACAUCUUCCCAGUCAUAUCCCUCUAUCUGAUGGGCGAGGCGACCAACCAGUCCUUCAGAAUCACAAUCCUGCCUCAGCAAUACCUGCGGCCAGUAGAGGACGUGGCCACCUCUCAGGAUGACUGUUACAAGUUUGCAAUCUCGCAGUCCAGCACGGGCACAGUGAUGGGCGCUGUCAUCAUGGAGGGGUUCUACGUGGUGUUUGACCGCGCCCACAAGAGGAUCGGCUUCGCUGUGAGCACCUGCCACGUGCACGACGACACCCGUUUCACCUCAGACCAUCCGCAGUCUCCACUCGACCUCGCCUAG
This is a messenger RNA of Polyodon spathula (Mississippi paddlefish), 1410 nucleotides long. It is a transcript of the gene bace1, whose product is annotated as beta-secretase 1. The coding region runs from base 16 to 1410 and encodes 464 amino acids. Gene Ontology annotation, biological process: membrane protein ectodomain proteolysis; amyloid-beta metabolic process. Lineage: Eukaryota; Metazoa; Chordata; Actinopteri; Acipenseriformes; Polyodontidae. The record is from RefSeq and is a predicted model, not a curated record. Gene Ontology annotation, molecular function: aspartic-type endopeptidase activity. The transcript has 10 exons. Gene Ontology annotation, cellular component: membrane; trans-Golgi network; endosome.